AUGGUGUCAAUUGAUAGAAAUGCACCCGAGAUUCCAGGCAUCAAACAACCAAGUAAUGUCACCAACGAUUUAAAAGCAAUUAUUUCCAGAAUAUUAAAUUCCCCCAAACCAUUAAGAACUUUUUUGGGUUCUCAACCUGUUUCUUUUCAAAAACAAGAUAUUGGCUCUAAGCUAUUAUCAGAAGACUAUUAUGUUUGCGAAAAAACAGAUGGCAUCCGUGUUAUAAUGUUCUUGGUUGUUAAUCCAGUUACUCAAGAACAAGGUUGUUUUUUGAUUGAUCGUGAAAACAAUUUUUUUUUAACUUCUGGUUUUCAACUUCCAUUGCCCAAACAUUUAGUUCCUCCCGAACAAUUGAAAGAUGAAGAGGGUAAACCAAUAAAAAAAGACCCACUAUUAAGAACUUUCCAAAAUGGUACUCUUGUCGAUGGCGAACUAGUUAUCCAAACAAAUCCACAAACCAAAAUAAAGGAAUUGAGAUACCUAAUGUUUGAUUGUUUAUCAAUCAAUGGUCGUUCUCUAGUUCAUUCACCAACUUCUUCAAGAUUAGCUCAUUUAGGCCAUGAUUUUUAUAAACCAUAUUUUGAUUUACGUGUAAAAUAUCCUGAAAUAUGUCAAAAUUUCCCCUUUAAAUUGAGUAUGAAGCAAAUGAUGUUUAGCUAUGACCUAGUUAAAGUUGCAAAGAGUCUAAAUAACUUGCCUCACGUUAGCGAUGGUUUAAUUUUCACACCAGUUUUAAGACCAUAUGUCAUCGGUGGUAAAGACCAGCUUCUUUUAAAAUGGAAACCUGAAGAAGAAAAUACUGUGGAUUUCAAACUAGUGCUCGAAAUUGCCAAGUAUUAUGAAAAUUCAAAAAAGAAGAAUAAAACUUCAGAUUGGUAUUACAAUUAUGACGUUAAACCAUUAGCCUUUAAUCUUUAUGUGUGGCAAGGCGGUUCAGAUAGUAGUUACAAGUCGAACCCCGAUGAACCAUUUAACGAAAAAGAUUUGAAAAUACUAAAUAACACAUACAGUAAAUUUGCUGAAUUAACUGUUUCUGAGGAGGAAUGGAAAAAGUUACUAAGUUUAAAUGAACCCAUAAACGGCAGAAUCGUUGAAUGUGGGAAAGACCAAGAUACUGGUGAAUGGAAGCUGCUUCGUUUUAGAGAUGAUAAAUUAAAUGGAAAUCAUAUCUCUGUUGUACAAAAUGUUUUGGAGAGCAUUAAUGAUGCUGUCACAAUUGAGGAUUUAGAAAGUGAAGCUGCUGAUAUUAAGAAAAAAUGGGAUAAUAGACAUAAUAAAAAUAAUAAAAAUAAGUAUGUAGAUGAUGAGGACGAUGAGGAUGAUAUUUUGGAUAUGUUUUGA
Molecule: messenger RNA, 1341 nt
Organism: Saccharomycodes ludwigii
Lineage: Eukaryota; Fungi; Ascomycota; Saccharomycetes; Saccharomycodales; Saccharomycodaceae
Gene: CEG1
Product: mRNA guanylyltransferase
Exons: 1
Coding region: 1-1341 (446 amino acids)
Biological process (GO): 7-methylguanosine mRNA capping
Cellular component (GO): mRNA capping enzyme complex
Molecular function (GO): ATP binding; mRNA guanylyltransferase activity
Source: RefSeq, a predicted model, not a curated record